Austrofundulus limnaeus is the source of this 879-nucleotide messenger RNA. RefSeq names its product SH2 domain-containing protein 1B. The record is from RefSeq and is a predicted model, not a curated record. The transcript has 4 exons. Lineage: Eukaryota; Metazoa; Chordata; Actinopteri; Cyprinodontiformes; Rivulidae. The coding region runs from base 141 to 734 and encodes 197 amino acids. Gene Ontology annotation, biological process: negative regulation of signal transduction; negative regulation of neutrophil differentiation; positive regulation of B cell differentiation. Gene Ontology annotation, cellular component: cytosol.
UCUCAGAUCUGCGAGCUCACUUCCUGUGAAACCGAUGAGCCUUUUGGGUUCCUGCUGUCAUUCUGUCAUUCUGCAGAGCUGACUCCUGCCCGUCCAGAUGUGACUUUGUGCUGCUGCUGUCUGCCCGUCCUCCGUGCACCAUGGCUGCAGCCCUGCCCGAGUGCUACCACGGCCCCAUGACCAAGAAGGAGUGCGAGGACCUGCUGGGGGCCAAGAAUAAGGACGGGGCGUACCUGAUCCGGGAGAGCGAGAGCAUCCAGGGAGCCCUGUGCCUCUGCAUAUACAAACAGAAGGUGGUUUAUACCUACAGGAUUCUUCAGGGACACAAUGGAAACUACACCCUGCUGACUACAGGAGGUUUGCCCGAGACGUAUUUCAAGACUUUGGGAGAUUUAAUUCGAAACUACAAGAGGAAGAACCAGGGUCUGGCCACCCACCUGCGCCAUGCUGUCAAAAAGAAGACGCCCUGGUUGAUUCAACCCCUUCCCUCACCUGUGAGACCCCCCAGAGUCCAGCCUGGAGUGUCACCUGAAGUUCCAUCCAGAGCAUCAUCAGGAGCAUCAUCAGGAGCAUCAUCCAGGGAACCACCCAGAGCAUCAUCCAGGGAACCACCCAGAGCAUCAUCAGCAGGACACGUGUUACAAAGAAAACGCCUCCCUUUACCUGAUGAAGACCAGGAUUAUGAGAAUGUUCCAUCCUCUGAGUACGUGGAGGUUCUUCCUGAUGCUCUCUGACAGAGGAACAUCCAGAGGAACCAUAACUCCUCAGGCUCAUGAAGAUGAUCGCUUGUCUCUGUCUGUUCUUCAAAUAUCUCCUCAACCCUGGCUCAUCCUUCGAGUUUUGUUUAGGCGACUUGAAGAGAAAAACUCUGAAAAUGUU